Molecule: messenger RNA, 18197 nt
Organism: Coregonus sp. 'balchen'
Lineage: Eukaryota; Metazoa; Chordata; Actinopteri; Salmoniformes; Salmonidae
Source: the annotation of a GenBank genome assembly
AUGGGUGUGGAGGUGUUAGCUGCGAGGCAGAGGGAGGUGCUUGACUUGGCAAAAUCAGCACUUUUUAUUUUGGGGUGGUAAAUGGGUUACCUGCCUGGGUUGCUGGGUGAGGCUGAGUAAUGCCUUGUCUUGCCAACAGGCCCCCGAGCUGCAAUUAGAAGAACUCUUCCUCUCUCUCUGUCUGUUUUUUGUUUCUCUCAGUCUCCUUUUUUGUCACUGUCUACCCCACACUCCAGACAGUUACUCCAAAGGGACUUGCAAGACAGCAUGAGUCUCUCUCUCACACACACACACACACACACACACACACACACACACACACACCGCCUCAGUUAAUGAUUUUUAAAUUCCUGCGUAUUUAUUAUGUCAUCUAGCAUAACAUGGUUCAUGGGGAUUCUGACCUUGUGAAAUGUUAUGACGAGUGGGUAGAAGGGUGUGUUAGUGUUUGUGUGUGUGUAGAGAAAGACAGAGAUUCCUGAAUGUUGUCUUUAUGAUAAGAUUGUGUGGGGAGGAUGGUCAUUGAGCCCCUGGUAAAUCUAGGUCACCCAUAGUGCAACAAAGUGUUCCUACCAUAACCAUCCAGUACAGUAUCCAGUACAAGUGUGAUGGUAGUGAAUCGGUAGCACCACCACCUGCAUUCUACUGUACAUUCAGCCACUAUGGAUCAUUUGGACAAAGGCCGACUCCAAGCCCCUGAAUCGACUGAUGAAAUAAGUUGUGCACUAAGCAGCUUGAGAAAAAUAGCCCCCUCUUUUGAAAUGAUGAGGAACACCAAUGAUGUAUAUAAACCCUGGAUUUCUGAUGCUAUGUAUUGGACAGUGAGAGGCUUUGAAGCCACCGGUCGGCCAUAUUGGCACUCCUCAGAAGAAGCAGUCCUCCAUAGGAAUGAAUGGAAUUCUACAGUAUUUCAAUGAAAUGUUUCAAUUACAAAAUUACAUGUAUUUAAGUUUUUUUGUUAUAGUGGGGACAGUAAUAUUAGAACUUUAAAAAAUAUAUAUUUUAAGGAAUUUUCUUUAUAUUUUUCAUUUCUUAUUUUUAUGUUUAGCUCACAUAAUAUAAUUUAAAAGUAUGCAUUAAGGUGUCUGUAAUAUAAUAAACGUGGCAAAAAUAAAUAUAUACAUAAAUACAUGCAUUUCUAUAGCUUCCCAAAAAAAUCUACAAUGGUGAGGUAGUGCCAAGAUGGAGGCGCACUGCCUUCAAAACAGGGCCCCCUGUCAGUCAUUUACAUUUUAUUCAUUUAGUAGACGCUCUUAUCCAGAGAGAUUUACAGGAGCAAUUAUGGUUAAGGUGCCUUGCUCAAGGGCACCGACAGAUUUUUCACCUAGUAGGCUCAGGGAUUCGAACCAGCGACCUUUCGGUUACUGGCCCAACGCUCUUAACCCCUAUCUAGUGUAUAUAUAAAUCCUACGUGCGCACACUUUUGUAUGCUCUCAUGUGAGCAUACACGUAUGCAUACACAUACAUAAUAUAUGCCCACACAUCUCACAUAUAUACUGUACGCAGACAAACACACAUUGCCAAUACCAUUGACCAAUGCACAAGUGUACAUGCACCCAAAUCCAACCUCAGACAUCCUGUCUUCUCUCCCUUUCUUCGUAUGCAGUGUGAUGACAAGCCAGUGGCACGGAUCAGAGACACCAAGGACUUUGUAUCAGAGUAGUAGCUCAUCUGAAGAGAGAAUUAGAGAGAGGAGACCUAGCCUUAUUUACUGCCGUUAGUUGACUAAUGACGCCUUUAAUUAGUAGUGACAUGCGCCGUUAAUUUAAUCAAACUGUUUACAACUGGGCCUGUCAACAAGAUUCCUCCAGACCCAGAUUGAUGUUACCAUGGUAGUGCACUUUGUUUAAUUAUUGGACUACUUAAAUAGCGGUGUGGGAGGGUGGAUUGUUGAGCGAGAUAAUGUGUGUAUGUUUCAUGUGUGUGCAUGCAUGCGAGUACAUGUGCAUGCUAGUAUCUAUGAUAUUAUUAUGAUAAUAUUAUUUUCAUCUCUUUUGGUGUUUGCUCUUGUAAUGAAAGCAUAUGAAAUGUUUAGUUCCAACCUACCCAUAAUGCAUUUUCAUACCUCCCCCUCGUUUCCAAUCUCGUUAAAGCAUUACAGGUUGUUGUGUGCCAGGCUGGCAGCGACAGUCAAACCCUUCAACUGUCUGUCGUUGUUUGCCUCCUUAAAUUAAAUUAAUCAGUUGCCCCCUAAACUGUUCUUAGCGUAUUGGCACGAUAUGGAGAAAGCUACUAGCUACACACCUCCAAUUAGCAUUAGCAGAACAACAGCGGUGUCCUAACCUGGUCUUCUUUGAGAAACACUUUACUUAAAGCCUGCAGGUAUCAUACAAUACUUUGGGACUUGAAAUAUACUUUAGUCUUAUGAAAUCCAGCCCUGCUGUGACUGGGUCUCCGAGAUGGGUCUGAAAUAAAAAAAAAUUCCCACUGGAAGAAGGAGUUAUUGAAUUCAUGUACUCAGCUAAACAGUGAGAAACAAAAGGAAACUCAAGGGUAUAUUAAUAUAAAAUUGCUCUUUAAUCAGAUCAUUUGGGAAAAUUUGACCUCAUCCUUGAAAUGCUGGUGACCGGCUUUGAUUGAAAAGGGCCCCCGAUUCCCCACCUAACAAAGAGCUAAAGAGGGAGGGAGAGAGAGAGAGAGAUCAAGCCCAAAUAAAUAAGCCUUCUGUUGGAGAGGGAGAACGAGGGAACAGGCGCAGUCAGCAGUGCGUCCCUCCACUUCACUUUAACUCCAUUACACACAAUUGAGUGUCAUUUACUUCAGUGCGUUUUGUUGCAGGGUGGCAUUUAUUGAGAUGACUCGUACCGGAGGCAGCUCUGCAGAGUGGUCACUAGCUGGCACAGCCACAAAGUCAUGAAAUCUGAUGUUAAACCUAACAUACUGCUAACCCUAAUGCCUAACCCUAACCUUAAAUUAAGACCAAAAAGCCACACCCAAAAAAACAAAACAUGAAUUUGUACGAUAUUGACUUUGCAGCUGGCACAUCUAGUGGAAACCGCUCAGUUCUGCCUCCGGUGCAUUGACUCAUGACAAUGAACGUCAACCUGCACGUUUGUUUUGACUCGCACGCCUCUCAAACCUGCAAAGGCUGGCAUGCCUGGCAGUCCCGCUUCUGUGGGACACAAGUGAGCUACAGAGGGCGAAUGAGAACUACAGUGUAUUUUCUCGUUCUUUCUCGCGCGCACUGUCACACGCACUUGUAUAAACACAGACACACACACACACACACACACACACACACACACACAGCAGUCAGAGCCGUCAGGGUGCCGGGGCCUGUUUUAUCUGCAGCUCACAGUGGGUAGUGUGAAAAUGCCAGGCCGCCAGUCAUCCUAGAGGAAGUGCUGCGCUGCAGAUUAGAAGCCCAAGCAGCAGCAGCUGAGUGGAAUGGGACACCACUGGGCGACGCUCAUACAGCAAACGUUCUGAAAACCAGAAAAUAUCAUUAUCUCUCUCUUUCUCCUCCUUGGCCCGCUCGCUCUCUCUCGCUCGCUCCGUUGUUUCUCUGAGGAUGUUUUCCUUGUGCAUACUGUAGAUAUUUGAAUAACAGAAGUGGUAUGGUUUAUUGAUAAAUUGUGAAAAAUAGUCAAAGUUCCUCUUGACUAUGAUUCCGGUUGUCUGUAUUGAAUGACUGGAAUAGCUCUUUAGAGUCUGUUGGAAAUGAAAAUGAUCUGCUUUGACACCAAUGGGAGUCAUGCCUUUCUUCGUACAUGCGAAUGUGUGUACAUGUGCAUCUGUAAAGUGGUUUGUGCGGGCACACAGAAUUCUAUUUCUUAUUUGUAGUUCAAUGUAGCCUAAAGCGGUCAUAUAAAGGUCUAAUACAGUCCUUGUGUUGUGUGUUGCAGGACUCUGCCCAGGACGGAGUGAUCACCAGAGACAUCCACCGGACGUUCCCCGCUCACGACUACUUCAAAGACACUGACGGAGACGGGCAGGACUCCCUUUACAAGAUCUGUAAGGUAAGGAUGGAUGGCACUCUUUUUUUCUUAUUUGUUUGUGGCUCUUUUUUGUAUUUUUGUGUGGUUUUCUUGGGGUAUGGUAGUGAAGAGGAGACAGGAAAGGUAGAAGACGAGUUAGGCCAGUGGGUGGGAUACAUGAUUUGAUGUUUCUGUGUCUUUAAAACUAUCCAGGAUCGCUUCCAGGAGCAGUUAACAGCUUACCUUGUAUGUAAAACUUGGAUAUAAAUAAAUAAGUACAAAGAACCAGAUCUGGGUUCUAAUACUAUUGAAAAUCAUUGCAAAAACCUUGUCUGUGCUUGAUUGAGCUUGACUUGCUUAAUGGACCAAUAGAAUAGUCCCAAAACUACAAACCCCAUUCAUUCAGCACUCCAAGCAGGCUAGAUCUUACUCUCAAUGUAUUUGAAAAAUUUUAAAUAGUAUUUGAACCCAGGUCUGCGCAGGACUAUAAAUUAUAAACAGAAACAUACAAGCAAACACAAACCACACAAUACUGUGCACACCAAGUUGCCAUAGUAACAUAUUGGGAUGCACAGAUACAGUAGCUGACUUUGACUUGCUUUUAGAGUUUGGAAACAAGCUACACAAAUAAAAUGUAUAUUUUUAUGAGUCCAGAAUGAUGCUACAUGUUCUUACAUGUCGUUUUUCAGACAACACAGAAGCAUGCUGUGGUGAGGCAAUAGAGUGAAAUGAAUGUUGAGUGUCAGAAAACCUUAACAUCCUCUGUUACCAUCUAGGUCAGUUGAGUGCCAGGCUCUCAUUUGUAUGCAAAUACAUGUAGAUUGCCUCUUGAUAAGGUUGGCUACUUCCUGAAGAGCCACACUUUUGUCUCGCAUUUUCUUCCUACAGUGUUUUAUUUUAGGUAAGUUCAAUGUAUCUGUGAUGUCCUUGUGAAGGAAUUGGGUCAGGUCCAGUAUAAAAAAAAUAAAAAACACUGCUGGCUGUUGUAGGAUCAGGUCCCGAAAAAUGUCAUUCAAUACGAUCUAAAAGGCAAAAACUGAUCCAAGAUAAGCACUCCAACUCUUAGACGUUUCGUGAAUACAGGCCCAGAAGUAGAGGAAAACAAUAGGGCGACAAUGUGAACAUUAGGUCAAAUUCUCCAGUAUUCUCCCCGGCAAGUGAUUGGUUGUACUCCAAACGGUCAUCAUCACACACAACAGCCAGUCACAGUUCAUCUGUACCUAAGCAAAUUAAAUGGGUCCGACUGACAAAUAGGGAUGUGGUCUCACGGACCCCCAUCCAUCUAGCACUGUACAUCCUUCAAGCCACGGCAAAGCGGGCUGAAUGGCAACACUCCAUCAAACAUUUGUCAGUCUCAAGACAGCUCCGGGGGAGGCAGGUAGCCUAGCGGUUAAGAGCGUUGGGCCAGUAACCGAAAGGUUGCUGGUUCAAAUCCCCGAGCUGACAAGGUGAAAAAUCUGUCCAUAUGCCCUUGAGCAAGGCACUUAGCCCUAAUUGAUCCUCUAACUCGCUCUGGAUAAGAGCAUCUGCUAAAUGACUAAAAUGUAAAUGUAAUUACUCUUCCAUGUGAAUUCCUUGCCAAGUAGGAAACCAAUUGCAUAGGUGAAAUGCCCAUAUUUCAUUUUCAUAUUAAAAGCAAUGCAAGGGGAUUCAAGAUACACCUGUAAAGCUUGUUACAGCAAUCAAGAUGCAUGGAAAUGUGGAUUUCAAUCCAUUUUGUUAAGGUUAGCCGUUAACACCAAUAAUUAUGCCACUAGAUGGCAUAAACAUUCAUGAUGACAACUGACGGGAACCCUUUAUACACUACGAGCGGUAUUCUGACUUGAAAAAUAAAUGCACUGUUGGUUAAGGGCUGUAAGUAAGCAUUUCACUGUAAUGUCUGCACCUGUUGUAUUCGGCGCAUGUGGCCAAUAAAAUUUUAUUUUAUUUGAGAUAGGUAUGCAAAGCUCCAAUUGACAUCAAUGAAUGCUUAUCUCAACGCUUGCAUAUCUCAAUUCUGAAUCGGCCCUAUGAAGGUAUGAAUCACAAGCCAGGUAGUUACAUAGCAGCUUAUGUAUUCCAUUAUGUCACGCUUAGGAUAUGGUUAUGUAGACCCCUAGGACAAAGGGUUUGAGUGAAGUCAAAUGUAUGCACUAGUAGUGCAGAAGGGUUCUGGUCAAAUGUCAUAUGAGAUGUAACCUAAAUUCAUAUUAUUGUCGUCUUUCCCUACAGUAGAGUGAUUCCCCAAACUGUAGAUUUUGAGGAAGGUGUUACGCCAACUGCUUACCGACUGCUGUUCUUUUAAGAGGACUUGUGCAGGGAGCCAUCUCUCUCUCUCUCUGCCUCCCUCGCUCUCCCUCUGUUGUUAAAUCUGCUCUUUGAAAACAGGGCUUUGCGAAGCUUUCCAUCUCUUGAUUGGCACAUACAGAUUAAAGUCGCUCAGACAAAGACAGUCCCGAAAGGGCUUUCAGCAAGAAACGAAGGGCCGAGUCAGUCUCCUCAGGAAAUAUGCUUUCGAUGCUGUUUGAGGCGUGCAAAUGUUCAUCUCCCAACUCAACAUGUACUAUCAGUGUGACAGCUGGUUAUACUUUAUAGUCUAGGCCAGAGGUUUUCAAACUGGGUACUUCAUGGGGGCUGAUUUUAUAUCAAAAAAAUAAUUAUUUUAUAUUAUUAAUAUCGCUAGCUGCAACAUAAUACCAUCUUGGAUAACAUUUUUAUGUAUCUUUCUCUGCGUCCAGUAAGUAAAAGGUAGUUUCACGAACCAAUGCUAACUAGUGUUAGCGCAAUUACUGGAAGUCUAAAGGAACAGUUGGCAUGCUAGCGGCUCGUGUUCAUCUGACUCUGGGGGAAAAAGAUAAGACUUCAUUGCCAAAAUCUAACUAUUAGGUUAAUAUGGAGGAAAUUACGGUCAAUGGAGCUAAUUACAGUUUUUUUCUGUAUAUAAAAUUCUUAGGCGGGCCGUCUAAGUGGUAAAUUUCGAGAUGGAAAAACAGUUUCACUCAACUUAAAUGACCAAAACCAGAUAGAAAGCAUGCAGAAAAUAUACACUACCAGUUAAAAGUUUGGACACACCUACUCAUUGAAAGGUUUUUAUUUAUUUUUACUAUUUUUUACAUUGUAGAAUAAUAGUGAAGACAUCAAAACUAUGAAAUAGCACAUAUGGAAUCAUAUAGUAACCAAAAAUGUGUUAAACAAAUCAAAAUAUAUUUUGUAUUUGAGAUUCUUCAAAUAGCCACCCUUUGCUUUAAUGACAGCUUUGCACACUCUUGGCAUUCUCUCAACCAGCUUCAUGAGGUAGUCACCUGGAAUGCAUUUCAAUUAACAUGUGUGCCUUCUUAAAAGUUAAUUUGUGGAAUUUCAUUCCUUCUUAAUGCGUUUGAGCCAAUUAGUUGUGUUGUGACAAGGUAGGGGUGGUAUACAGAAGAUAGCCCCGUUUGGUAAAAGAGCAAGUCCAUAUUAUGGCAAGAACAGCUCAAAUAAGAAAGAGAAACGACAGUCCAUCAUUACUUUAAGACAUGAAGGUCAGUCAAUAUGAAAAAUGUCAAGAACUUUGAAAGUGCAGUCGCAAAAACCAUCAAGCGCUAUGAUGAAACUGGCUCUCAUGAGGACCGCCACAGGAAUGGAAGACCCAGAGUUCCCUCUGCUGCAGAGGAUAAGUUCAUUAGAAUUACCAGCCUCAGAAAUUGCAGCCCAAAUAAAUUCUUCACAGAGUUCAAGUCACAGACACAUCUCAACAUCAAUUGUUCGGAGGGGACUGUGUGAAUCAGGCCUUCAUGGUCGAAUUGCUGCAAAGAAACCACGACUAAAUGACACCUAUUUGAAGAAGAGACCUGCUUGGGCCAAGAAACACGAGCAAUGGACAUUAGACUGGUGGAAAUGUGUCCUUUGGUCUAAAUUGGAGAUUUUUGGUUCCAACCGCCGUGUCUUUGUGAGAUGCGGUGUGGGUGAACGGAUGAUCUCUGCAUGUGUAGUUCCCACCAUAAAGUGUGGAGGAGGAGGUGUUAUGGUGUGGGGGUGCUUUGCUGGUGACACUGUCUGUGAUUUAUUUAGAAUUCAAGGCACACUUAACCAGCAUGGCUACCACAGCAUUCUGCAGCGAUACACCAGCCCAUCUGGUUUGGGCUUAGUGGGACUAUCAUUUGUUUUUCAACAGGACAAUGACCCAACACACCUCCAGGCUGUGUAAGGGCUAUUUUACCAAGAAGGAGAGUGAUGGAGUGCUGCAUCAGAUGACCUGGCCUCCACAAUCCCAAUUGAGAUGGUUUGGGAUGAGUCGGACCGCAGAGUGAAGGAAAAGCAGCCAAGUGCUCAGCAUAUGUGGGAACUCCUUCAAGACUGUUGGAAAAGCAUUCCAGGUGAAGCUGGUUGAGAGAAUGCCAAGACACUGCAAAGCUGUCAUCAAUGCAAAGGGUGGCUAUUUGAAGAAUCUCAAAUAUAAAAUAUAUUUUUGAUUUGUUUAACACUUUUUUUUGGUUACUACAUGAUUCCAUAUGUGUUAUUUCAUAGUUUUGAUGUCUUCACUAUUAUUCUACAAUGUAGAAAAUUGUACAAAUAAAGAAAAACCCUUGAAUGACUAGGUGUUCUAAAACUUUUGACCGGUAGUGUAUAUUAGUGUUUUUAUUUUUGUUUUAGUUUUACAAAUGUUAGUAUUGUGUGUAGAUCAUUGAAAAAUAAAGACACAUACGUUUUAAUCCCACGUUGUAACACAAAAAAAAUGUGGAGAAAGUCAAGGGGUGUGAAUACUUUUUGAAGGCACUGUAUGUUACUUUACACUUCCUCUUCCAAUGAACUGUGGAGAGGUCAAAAUAAUGCCAAUCUCUACCAAAUCUAUUAAUUUUAUAAUGUUGAUUACUUCUAUCAGUGUAGAUGAAGGGGAGGAGGCAGGUUAAAAAUGAUUUUUAAGCCUUAAGACAAUUGAGACAUGGAUUGUGUAUGUGUGCCAUUCAGUGGUUGAGUAGGAAGACAAAAGAUUUAAGUGCCUUUGAACGGGGUAUGGUAGUAGGUGUCAAGAACUGCAAUGCUGCUGGGUUUUUCACGUUCAACAGUUUCCUGUGUGUAUCAAGAAUGGUCCACCACCCAAAGGACAUCCAGCCAACUUGACACAACAUGUUAAGCAAUGGAGUCAACAUGGGCCAGCAUCCCUCUGGAACGCUUUCGACAUCUUGUAGAGUCCGUGCCCCGGCAAAUUGAGGCUGUUCUGAAGGCAAAAGGAGGGGGGUGUGUUCCUAAUGUUUUGUAUACUCAGUUUUUGUCUAAAACUGUGAAACUGCAGAGGUUGAGCAAGUUGAAACCACAAAUAACAAACGGAACACCUUAACAUGUCAAAAGCACUUUCUCUCUGAAACACUUAGAGACCUGUUGAAUGUCAGAGAUUUGGGAAUUUACAGUGAAUAUUUAGUGUCACACUUUAACAAACAACUUGUUCAAUAUGUUACAUGCAUGCUACACAAACACACGCACGCACACACACACACACACACACACAGUUUCUUGUUCAUUGUUUGGUAUGAAGUACCUAUUGCCUAACGUUGUCCCCUCUCCGCUCUGUGUUCCAGGCCUAUUCAGUCUACGAUGAGGAGAUUGGCUACUGUCAGGGACAGUCCUUCCUGGCUGCUGUGCUACUACUGCAUGUACGUGGGGAUCAAACGUCAAUACAACGUCUAUGGAACCACAGAGAGGAGUUGAGACUAAAGUCUACCCAAACAAACCGAACAGUUCUACAAAAUACAAUUCUAACAAAAAUCUACACUGACAAUGAAAUAGAAAAAAUGUGUUGAAUUGGCUCUGGGAAAAUAUUGCACUUAUCCUGAGUGCACUUAUUAACAGCCUGUUGUAUUAGGACUGAGAGUGAGAACGAUGGAGAGGGAAUGAAGGAAAGUUAAGGUUGAGCAGAGGGAGGAGAGUGCAGCCAGAAUGGAGUGAAUAAGUGAACAGGCCAGUAAAUCUGACAGGAGGAUGACUGGGAACAAGAGAGAAUGAAGGAGAGACGACGUGAGAGAGGGAGGUGGGAAGGAGGGAUAGAAAGAGAUGGCGUGAGAAUUGUGGAGAGGGAACAGUGCAGAGAGGAUGAGUAAUAAAGAAUAAAUGGAGGGAGAGGAGAGGAGGAGAGAAAAGAGAGGGUGAGAGAAAGAGAGAUCCCCUUUGGAAGGCAGGGGAAGUGUCAGGAAUAUUAAUGGCUGCGUCUGUCUCAGCCCAGGACACACACACUGUCACCCUGAUUAAAUACCCUCUGCUCUGUGUGUGUGUGGGUGUAUCUCUCUCUUUCGCGCUCGCUCUCUCACACAUUAAAGAGGGGGGUGGACAUAAUCACACCCCGUGUAUUUCACACUGACACUCCCACCUUCUGGCUUUCUUUCAAACACACCAGAUUCUCACCUUGCUUCUCUUACUCACACACCUCAUCCUCCUUUCUCUUUUAGUCCCUCUCUCACCUUCCUCUUUUGCUCCAACUGUUUCCCAACUCUUCCCCAGUGGGACAAAGAAUGUUUGGAGGAAACGUCCCUCUCAAUCUACAGACAGACAACACUUUCAAGUGACAAUAAAUUCCACCAAGAAUUUAUCCUACUUAUGUUUGUGGCAGUGCAUUGUCUAUUGAGAAAAGCCUUAGAGAUUAAAUGUCGACAUUAUAUACUACUGGUCAAAAGUUUUAGAACACCUACUCAUUCAAGGGCUUUUCUUUAUUUUUACUAUUUUCUACAUUGUAGAAUAAUAGUGAAGACAUCAAAACUAUGAAAUAACACAUAUGGAAUCAUCUAGUAACCAAAAAAGUGUUAAACAAAUCAAAAUAUAUUUGAGAUUCUUCAAAUAGCCACCCGUUGCCUUGAUGACAGCUUUGCACACUCUUGCCAUUCUCUCAACCAGCUUCACCUGGAAUGCUUUUCCAACAGUCUUGAAGGAGUUCCCACAUAUGCUGAGCACUUGUUGGCUGCUUUUCCUUCACUCUGCGGUCCGACUCAUCCCAAACCAUCUCAAUUGGGUUGAGGUCGGGGGAUUGUGGAGGCCAGGUCAUCUGAUGCAGCACUCCAUCACUCUCCUUCUUGGUAACAUAGCCCUUACACAGCCUGGAGGUGUGUUGGGUCAUUGUCCUGUUGAAAAACAAAUGAUAGUCCCACUAACCAGAUGGGAUGGCGUAUCGCUGCAGAAUGGUGUGGUUGCCAUGCUGGUUAAGUGUGCCUUGAAUUCUAAAUAAAUCACAGACAGUGUCACCAGCAAAGCACCCCCACACCAUAACACCACCUCCUCCAUGCUUUACGGUGGGAAAUACACAUGCAGAGAUCAUCCGUUCACCCACACCGCAUCUCACAAAGACACGGCGGUUGGAACCUUAAUAGAUUAUUUAACUAGGCAAGUCAGUUAAGAAUACAUUCUUAUUUACAAUGACGGCCUACACCGGCCAAACCCGGACGACGCUGUGCGCCGCCCUAUGGGACUCCCAAUCACUGCCGGUUGUGAUACAGCCUGGAAUCGAACCAGGGGGUCUGUUGUGACGCCUCAAGCACUGAGAUGCAGUGCCUUAGACCGCUGGCCUCCCUUGAACUCUGUGAAGCAUUUAUUUGGGCUGCAAUUUCUGAGGUUGGUAACUCUGAUUAACUUAUCCUCUGCAGCAGAAGGAAUUCUGGGUCUUUCAUUCCUGUGGCGGUCCUCAUGAGAGCCAGUUUCAGCAACUGCACUUGAAGAAAAGUUCAAAGUUCUUGAAAUGUUCAGUAUUGACUGACCUUCAUAUCUUAAAUUAAUGAUGGACUGUCGUUUCUCUUUGCUUAUUUGAUCUGUUCUUGCCAUAAUAUGGACUUGGUAUUUUACCAAAUAGGGCUAUUACAUUUUACAUUUUAGUCAUUUAGCAGACACUCUUAUCCAGAGCGACUUACAGUAGUGAGUGCAUACAUUUUCAUACUAAUCCCCCGUGGGAAUCGAACCCAUAACCCUGGCGUUGCAACCGCCAUGCUCUACCAACUGAGCUACACGGGACUAUCUUCUGUAUACCCCCUCUACCUUGUCACAACACAACUGAUUGGCUCAAACGCAUUAAGAAGGUAAGAAAUUCCACAAAUUAACUUUUAAAAAGGCACACCUGUUAAUUGAAAUGCAUUCCUCAUGAAGCUGGUUGAGAGAAUGCCAAGAGUGUGCAAAGCUGUCAUCAAGGCAAAGGGUGGCUAUUUGAAGAAUAUAUAAAAUAUAGUUUGAUUUCUUGAACACUUUACUGCAUACUACAUGAUUCCAAAUGUGUUAUUUCAUAGUUUUGAUGUCUUCACUAUUAUUCUACAAUGUAGAAAAUAGUAAAAAUAAAGUAAAAAACCCUAGAAUGAGUAGGUGUUGUAAAACUUUUGACCGGUAGUGUAUAUAUCUUAACUAUAUCCUGUUUUAUGUUGACAUUUGUAAAAUCAAAUAAGUCAAGGAAUAGAAGGAAACAACUUGACUUCCUAUAAUUAAAUAAAUAAAUUGGUCAUUUAGCAGACGCUCUUAUCCAGAGCGACUUACAGGAGCAAUUAGGGUUAAGUGCCUUGCUCAAGGGCACAUCGACAGAUUUUUCACCUAGUCGGCUUGGGGAUUAGAACCAGCGACCUUUCGGUUACUGGUACAACGCUCUUAACCACUAAGCUACCUGCCGCCCCUACCUUCCUGUUUCCCACACAUCUUCUGUCAUCCCUCCGUUCGUAUUCUAUCUAACCCUCUUCUGGUUCUGUUCCGUCCUGUGGAUGUAGAUGCCUGAGGAGCAGGCAUUCUGUGUGCUGGUGAAGAUCAUGUAUGAGUACGGCCUGAGGGAGCUCUACAAGAAGAACUUUGAGGACCUGCACUGCAAGUUCUACCAGCUAGAACGACUGCUUCAGGUUAGCUUUCUUAUCUUAGUGUGUGUGUACAUACGCACAUCAUCAGCGCAGUGGUGUAAAGUACUUAAGUAAAAAUACUUUCAAGUACAACUUAAGUAGUUUUUGGCGGUAUCUGUACUUUACUAUUUUUUUGGGACUACUUUUGCUUUUACUUCCCUACAUUCCAAAAUAAAAUAAUGUACUUUUUACUCCAUACAUUUUCCCUGACACCCAUGUCUGAGAGUAGGAGUGUUCACCUGGCUAUCCGAAAAAAUUCAAAUUAAAACAAUGGUGCCAUCUGGUUUGCUUAUUAUAAGGAAUUUGAAAUGAUUCAUACUUUUACUUUUACUACUUAAGUAUAUUUUAGCAAUUACAUUUACUUUCGAGACUUCAGUAUAUUUAAAACCAAAUACUUUUAGACUUUUACUCAAGUACUAUUUUACUGGGUGACUUUCACUUUUACUUGAAUCAUUUUCUAUUAAGGUAUCUUUACUUUUACUCAAGUAUGACAAUUGGGUACUUUUCCACCACUGGAUCAGCGUGUGUGUGUAUCUGCAGACUCUCACCCAUGGUCCAUGCACCUUAUAAAGAACACUGACUGACUAUUCAUGUAAGUGCCAGUCGUAGGUUAGAUAUUAGGAUGAAUCCAUUCCAAAUUGGAGUUUAAUUUUGUACGGAAAUCCUCGUUAGCCUCCUAAGUCGGCUUUUUUUCAGCACCAAGCUGCACUGGGUUAGUAUUGACAAGCUCCCGAAGCUAAGGAGUAUGAGCAUUGAUAGCUAAGGGUUGGCAUACAGGUGGAAGGAAGCCAGUGUUCACAGCAAAGAAUGUCUGCAUCCCACUAUCUAGGGCAGGGGUAGGCAACCCUGUUCCUGGAGUGCCGUAGGUACUGCAGGAUUUUGUUCCAACUAGGCACCACACCUGACCAACUGAGCUAAUUAAUCAGUUUAGUGACUGCGUAAAUUCAACAAACCUGGUCUUCCAGGUUGGUUAAAUCAAAAAUGUGAAGUGCCUGCGGCAUUCCAGGACCAGGGUUGCCUACCCCGAUCUAGGGAAUAGGGUGCCAUUUGGGACAUAGUCACUGUUUCCGCCAACCCUGCUCUUCUUACAUUUCCUCACUACAUUUCCACACUACAUUUCCACACUGGGCUGGGUGCUGAAGUGUUAUUGGCUUUGUGUUUGAGUUCAUAAAAGGAGCGUUUGGUACACAAAUGUGCACGGUUGCAAAUACACACACACACGCAGAAGCUGACAAACACACACUUAGUAUGAUUAGCAUGCUGAACGUUUCUGAUCCGUGAUAGAUGAGCAAACAGAGGUGCACCGCCAAUUAUUUACCCAGCCAGAGAUCAAUUAACCAAAUAUACAGACGGAGAUUCAGUGAAACAAAAUCCCAUUGAUUGAUUAUCCGACAAGUCACAGGCUUUUGGUCGGGGAGUAGGCCUAGGCUACUAUGCGAGUGAAGAGCAAAAUAAUCGACUACUACGCUACAUAACAUGCUAGCAAAAUGUUCUGAUCAGUCCUGCUAAUAGAUGAACAAACUCGACUAAUGAUGAUGAAUACUCACCUCAACUUAGCUAGCUAGCAUUUUCCCAGUCUAAUUGUAACCAAAUAUCUAAAUGGAGAUUCAGUGAAAACAAAAAUCUGACAUUGAUUUAUCAAGACAAGUCCCCAUGCUUGUCUCAAAGCAGCGCGAUGGCGCUGUCGCAAUCAAAACGGUGCUGAAAUUAUCAUCUCGUUGACCACACUAUUAUUGGAUAUUAUUGCUUAGCAUGUACGGUUGGAUAACUUUGGGACUUUCAGUAAGCAACCAUUUAGAAUAUGUCUUGAAUUGCAUUAGCCUAUUAUUGCAAUAUUUUUUUAAUUCAGUGAUAUUUAUUCCCGCAAUAAUUCUUUAUGGAUCCAUCCAGUUAAUUCUUUAUGGAUCCAUCCAGUUGUGGUUAAGAAAAUGUGCAUGCGUAGUGAUUGACCGUGGUCUUUGCGACGUGAUGGUCGAAGUGACAUGCCUCGCAAACUGCCACGAGGAUGGUAACAGCCUAGUAACUGGCGCUGCCUAGCAACCAUCAUUAUGAAGCAUCAAAUCUCAAGAAUGAGCAUUGCUUACGCCGGACAUAGCUACAACUAGUCUUAUUAUUUUGUUGGUGCAACAGGUUUCAAAUCUGAUCCCAAAGUCGGAUGUAGCUACGCUCAGCAUGGCAUUUAAGACCAACUUUUUCUCUCGCUCUCUCUCCCUCUCUUACUCUCACUCACUCUUCUCUCUCGAUUGGUUGACUGCCUGACAUAUAGUACUGUGAAAUGAACGCUCUCCCCUCUGUGUGAUGCACUCUUACUUAUACCCCCUGCCCUCAGAACAGCCUCAAUUUGUCAGGGCAUUUACUCUACAAGGUGUCGAAAGCGUUCCACAGGGAUGCUGGCCCAUGUUGACGCCAAUGCUUCCCACAGUUGUGUCAAGUUGGCUGGAUGUCCUUUGGGUGGUGGACCAUUCUUGGUACACACAGGAAACUGUUGAGCGUGAAAAACCCAGCAGCGUUGCAGUUCUUGAUACAAACCGGUGCGCUUGGCACCUACCAUACCCCCUUCAAAGGCACUUAAAUCUUUUGUCUUGCCCAUUCACCCUAUGAAUGGCACACAUACACAAUCCAUGUCUCAAUUGUCUCAAGGCUUAAAAAUCCUUCUUUAACCUGUCUCCUCCCCUUCAUCUACACUGAUUCAAGUGACUUCAAUAAGGGAUCAUAGCUUUCACCUGGUCAGCCUAUGUCAUGUUCUUAAUGUUUUCUAUACUCAGUGUAUAGUAUGUGAAAUGAACUCUUUCCUCUCCUCUCUCCUGUCCUCCCAUCUCUAGGAGCAGCUCCCAGAGCUGUGGUCCCACUUCCAGGAGCUGAACCUGGAGGCCCACAUGUACGCAUCUCAGUGGUUCCUCACACUCUUCACUGCCAAGUUCCCCCUCUGCAUGGUCUUCCACAUCACUGACCUGCUACUGUGUGAGGUAAGAAGUUUGACAACAUUGAAUAUCAUUUUAGCACUACUCCUAACCCCAACACUUACCCAAUACUGGUCCUACUCCUAGUCCUAACCUCAACACUGGCUCUUACCUUAACCCUACUGUUAACCCCAACACUGGGCCUCACCCUAACCCUACUCCUAACCCAACCUGCUGUUGGUAAGCACUAAUCUUAACCUUACUCUCACCCUUCCAUCUACCACCCUAGGCUUUGAACAACUCUACACGACUCUUCACUAUUCACACACCUUUUUGUACCUCCUUAAAGCUAAUGUCUACCUUGGAACAAUAAUGACAAUGAGAAGUGAGAAAACCAUUCUAGCACGAUAAACCCAUCAAAUCCCCAAAGGCCCUUCAAGAUAGUAGUAUACCCUCUGCCUAUUUCUCUUCUCAGCCCUCCUUUAGACCUGGUACCACAGGAGAGAAGGGAAACUUGGGCCUUUGUCUCUUUCUCUGUGAUUUUCUCACUUCCUCUCCUCCUCCCUUUUUCUUCACCCUCUCUCCUUACCUCUCUCUCUCUGUGAUUCUCUCUAUUCUUCCUCUCCUCCUCUCUCCUUUCAUCCCCCUCUCCCACCCUCUCUCGUCCCCCGGGCAGAACAAUUAAUAGUUUCCUUGGCGUUUCUCAGCCAUUGAGCCGUGUGAUGAGAAUCUGCUUCUCUCUCCUCUGCCUCCUUCUAAUAUAUCUCUCUUUCUCUACUUCUCUCCUUCUCCAUACCUCUCUCUCUUUCUUAUUGUUCUGGGCUUUACCCAUGCCUCAAUCUGAUUUCUAUGUUGUCAUUGUCACUCCUCUCUCUCUCUCUCUCUCUCUCUCUCUCUCUCUCUCUCUCUCUCUCUCUCUCUCUCUCUCUCUCUCUCUCUCUCUCUCUCUCUCUUCUCCUUUGAUUGUGUGCUCCUGUGUUGUCUUCCCUUUCAUUUCUCCACACCUCUCUCUCUCUCGCUCUCUGUGUAUCCGUGUAUGUGUGUGGUGCGAGGUGUGUGUGUUUGUGUGUGUGCCGCAAGGUGUGUCUGUGUGGUGCGAGGUGUGUGUGCAAGUGCGCCUGACUGUGUGUUUCUCCUCAACAAUAAAACCUCCUCUCACACUUGCUGACUCUGUUUGGCUCCAGCUUAGUAUGGCACGCUGCAUGUGAAAGUUUGUCGGUAGACUGUGUUCAAACACACACUCACUCACUCCACACACACAAUCACCCACUCACUCACGUACUCACUCCACACACACACACACACUCACUCAGUCUACACACACACACCACCCUCCCUCUCUCUCGCUCUCUGACUCCCCGACACCCCAGCGCCAUCUAGAGCCUUUUGAGAAAGAAAGUGAGAGAUGGAGGGAGGAAGGGGAGGGGAAGAGGGGGAGAAAGAGAGGCCCUUUCCUCAGUUAUUUAUAGAGAUGGGGAGAUAUUUUUAGCACAGUGUUGCCAUGUGAACGGGGUGUCGGAGCGAUGGAGACAGGUGUUCCCAUGCGGAGUUGACUUCAGCAUCCACGCUCUCUCCUUCCCUCUCUCUCUCUCACUCGCUCCCUCUCUCAUCCUCUCUCACCCUCUCUCGCUCUGUUUCGCUUGCUCUCCCUCACGCCUCUCUUUCGCUAGCUCUCCCUCUGUUUUUCUCUCUCUUUGUCGCUCUCUCUCUUUGUCGCCCUCUCUCUUUGUCGCUCUCUCUCUUUGUCACUCUCUCUUGCUUUCUCCUUUUGGUGUUCUCCCUCUAUCUGUUAGUCUAUGACCCUUGUCCCUUACUCCUUCUUACAAUUUCUCUCUCUCCCCUCUCGCUCUAUCUCUGUGUGUGUAUGUGUGUGUGUGUGUCAUUCAUUCAUUCGUCACUCUGUGGCCAUGAUGCAGCCCCACCUGUCUGUGAGAGGGACUGUCUGUUUCACUUCAAGAUGAUUAUGUCACUCGGUACUGGCAGUCGGGGUGCCUUUGCAUCCUCAGAGGUGGGCGUUCCAUUAACAUAAGUGAAAUGUUACCGUAACGUUUCCUAAGGAGUCCUCUUUAUCCCCAAAGGACAGUUUAUUUUCCAGCGCGUAUGCAUACAGAUGAUGUCAUGAAUGAACGUACAACAUUAGAUGGGUUGAUAGCAACACAUGCAUUCCACCGGUACAACAAGUAUCAUUACGUAAUUUUUUAAAAGUGGGUUUCUUCUUAGCCCUAACACGAAAGCUGCACAGCACUUUCAUAAGUAUUUAUUAGAAGGAGUCUUUCAUUUUGAAGAUCAUUUUAACCUUAUUAAGCCUAUAGCAAGAAAACAUUAACAUUUACUACAUGGUUUAUUGGCAUGACUUUUAAAUGGUAAAGCCGUUGAUAUGAAGACAGUUGGUGAGAACAAUUGAUCCAUGCCUUAUCUAACACCACUGUAUGACAGAUGUGUUUAGGUGAUGGUCUGAGCUGUGUGUGUGUGUGUGUGUGUGUGAAGACUAUGUCCAGUGACAAUUGACAAUAUAAUAAUCUUCUCUUCCUUAGGGUCUGAACAUCAUCUUCAACGUGGCCCUGGCCCUCCUCAAGGUAUGA